Messenger RNA from Porites evermanni, 309 nucleotides. The record is from the annotation of a GenBank genome assembly. Lineage: Eukaryota; Metazoa; Cnidaria; Anthozoa; Scleractinia; Poritidae.
AAGGAACUUCACAGUAGAUACCGAUUUGGCCCAGAUUCUAUUGAAUUUCUCACAGAAAUCCUUGAAAACAAUCUGCAGCAACAGACAAAGAGAAACCAUGCGCUGUCGCCAACACUACAAAUUCUUGUAGCGUUACAUUUCUUUGUGAGCAGCAGCUUUCUAAAACCCAUCGGUGACACCGUUGGCCUCCUAAACUCCUGUCUCAAGGGUGGUAAAAGAUGUGUCACUUGCUGUGGCCCAGAAGCAGAAAAAAAUCAUUUUGUGGCCCUCUCCCACCGAACUGCAAGUAGUCAAGCGAGGGUUUUAUGA